This is a messenger RNA of Hypanus sabinus (Atlantic stingray), 7445 nucleotides long. It is a transcript of the gene nbas, whose product is annotated as NBAS subunit of NRZ tethering complex. Gene Ontology annotation, molecular function: SNARE binding. NCBI's taxonomy places the organism in Eukaryota, Metazoa, Chordata, Chondrichthyes, Myliobatiformes, Dasyatidae. Gene Ontology annotation, cellular component: endoplasmic reticulum membrane; Dsl1/NZR complex. The record is from RefSeq and is a predicted model, not a curated record. The transcript has 52 exons. Bases 65 to 7117 code for a protein of 2350 amino acids. Gene Ontology annotation, biological process: retrograde vesicle-mediated transport, Golgi to endoplasmic reticulum.
GGACUGGGUGAUUUCUCCGGUGUAACAGUGUUGGAGGUUCCCCGAACCACUUCCGGUGCUGACGAUGGCGACCGAGGAGGAGAACAUCUUGUACGACCUGCUGGUGCACUGCGAAUGGUUACAGGAAAGCGAGGCACUGCCCAGAAACAAUCAGGAACGUGGAUCUGUUAUUGCAAAGACUAUUUCUGCUCCCUUCAAGUUUAUACUUCAAUAUGUUGGAUACAGCUCUUCCAGGUCUUUGCUCUCUCCUAGUUUUUUCCAGCUGGUUACAAAACAGAUCACCUGGCAGCUUGUUGUAACCAGCAAUGGAAAGUUGCUUGCUGUAGUUCAAGACCAAUGCAUUGAAAUCAGAUCUGCAAAAGAUGAAUUUGGCUCUGUCAUUGGAAAAUGUAUAGUUCCAAAGGAUCCUUACCCUCAGUGGCGUCGUGUGGCAUGGAGUCACGAUUGUACAUUGCUGGCUUAUGCUGAGAGCUCGGGCACAGUGAGGGUGUUUGACUUGAUGGGCAGUGAACUCUUCGUAAUUUCACCGUCUACUAGCUUUGCAGGCGACCUCAGUCAUGCUGUGGCAGGGUUGAUCUUCCUGGAGUCCACUGAUUCUGCUCAAUACUCAGCAGAACUUCUGGUAGUCAACUAUCGUGGUCAGCUGAAGAGCUAUUUGGUCAGUGUUGGAACCAAUCAAACUUUCCAAGAAAAACACAGCUUCAACUUUAACAACUAUUAUUCUCAUGGUGUAAUUACAGUGAUCUACCAUUCUGGUCACAGACUAUUGUUAGUUGGGGGCUAUGAAACCCAUGAAGAAGGACUCUCAAAAGCCACCAGUUAUGGAAUAACUUCCUGGCGGGUUCUUUCCGGUGCACCUUACUAUAAACAGGUCACCAACUAUGAAGAGGAUGUUGGUGCUUCACAAAGAAGCUUAUUACGGAUGCUUAGUGUUCGACCCUUCUGGCGACGGCAGCCGGAGCAGGAUGGUGUUUUCAAAAUGAGUUUAUCGCCUGAUGGAACACUCCUGGCAGCCAUCCAUCUCUCUGGGCAACUGACUUUAUGGGAAAUUCCUUCUUUAAGGCAACAGAAAGAAUGGAAACAGGAAAUGCAGGAUGGAUUUGAUGCCAUUAAUCCCGACUGGUCAAAAUCAGUGGAAAAGAGGAAAAAAAUGAAGGACAGAUCAUCAUUUUAUCCGCUCAAUGAUGUGAACUGGUGGGCCAAUAAUUCUGUUAUUCUGGCCCGCUGUUCUGGUGCUCUCACUGUUUCUUCUGUGAAAACAUUGAAAAACCUGCUUGGACAGUCGUGUGAAUGGUUUGAACCUUCACCUCAAGUUACUGCAGCCCAUGACGGAAGCUUUAUGAGCUUAGAGUGUGAAGUUAAACUGGCUCACAAGAGAUAUCGUUUGGAGAAUAAUUCAGUAGAUGAUAAUGGUGAUGAAGAUUCUGACUCAGAUGAUGAAUCCUCUGCCAAAGCUCGAUACUUUGGCUAUGUAAAACAGGGCCUGUAUUACCUCACAGAAAUGGAGCGAUUUGCACCACCUCGAAAACGACCACGAACGAUCACAAAAACCUAUAGGCUUGUAAGCUUGAGGUCCACAACUCCAGAGGAGCUUUAUCAAAGAAAGAUUGACAAUGAAGAAUAUGGUGAAGCACUGAGUCUUGCACAAGCCUAUGACCUUGACAGUGAUCUAGUAUAUCAAAGACAAUGGAGAAAAUCACCUGUUAAUAUCGCUUCUAUUCAGGAUUACCUGAGUAAAAUUAAGAAACGUUCCUGGGUCCUACAUGAAUGUGUGGAGAGAGUACCUGAAAAUGUUGAUGCAGCCAGAGAGUUGCUUCAAUAUGGACUGAAAGGCACUGACUUGGAGGCACUUAUUGCUAUAGGGAAAAGAGAAGAUAGAGGCAGAUUCAUUUUGCCUGGGAAUCUGGACUUUGAUGAAGUUCCCUAUGAGGAUUUCAUGUCACCAAUUGAAGAAGUGCAGAGAAGGAAAGAGCGGGAGGCUGCAAAGAGGCAGGAGCUGCUCCAGCUUGUGGACUUUUCCAUGUUGACACUUGAACAGAAAGAACUUUGUCGUUGUAGACUAAAGCUAUUAACCUACUUAAAUCGUCUAGCAACUUAUGAGGAAAUCCUUGGAGGGCUUCAUGCUGCAGAGCAAAGAUAUGACUCAGAAUUCUUCAAAAAAUUUAGGAGUCAGAACAUUGUAUUAUCAGCAAGAACAUAUGCGAGGGAGAGCAAUGUCCGUGCUUUGGAGAUUCUUUUCACCUACCAUGGUUCAGAUCUAUUGCCUCAUCGGCUGGCUAUUCUUUCAAACUUUCCUGAGACAACAACUCCUCAUGAAUAUUCUUUUCUUCUGCCAGAAGCAAGAUUUGUUGAUGAUUGUAAUGACUUGGUGGCAUUGCCGUGGAAUGAACAAAGACAUCAAGAUCUAGACUGGUGUGAGGAACCAAACAUAAGAAUGAUAAUAGAUUGCAAUCCACAAGACGUGGCUGAGUUUUUUUAUGAAGAGCAGCCUGAACUGUUGGAAUAUAGAGCUGCUGUUCCCUCUAUUGAUAUACUCACUCGAUGGUAUCUGAAACGUGCAGAGGAGAUUGAGAGUUAUUCUAGGCAGGUGGAUUGUGCCCUAUCUCUGAUACGACUUGGCAAGGAAAGGAAUAUUGCAGGUUUAGAGGCUCUCUGUGACGAUCUGGUUACUCUGGAAACACUUGUGUAUGAAGCAGGGGCUGAUCCAACUCUUUCUUUGAAGGACAUGCAACAGAUGAAUGACAUUGAUAAACUGAGGCAACUGUUGAUAAAUUCAUCUGAAGAAAUGUAUAUAAAAAAUGUGUACCAGUGGGUGGUUCCCUUCCUGCACCGUUGUGAAAGUAAAAAGGCGGGAUUUGCAGACAAAUUGCUGAAAGAAUAUUUAGUGACAGAGGCAAAAGAGGACUUGAAAUACCCUUUGAAGAUAUUUCAGCAAUCAAAACCUGAUUGUCAGCAGAAAAUUAUUCCUGAUCAACAACAGUUGAUGGCAGUAGCCCUAGAAUGUAUCUAUAAAUGUGAGCGAAAUGAUCAGCUAGCUCUCUGUUAUGAUGUACUUGAGUGUUUACCACAGAGGGGUUUUGGUCAAGAAACAGAAGUGACUAAUGCUUUGCAUGAUCAGAUUGACUUGUUGGAACAACAUCUAAGUGUGGCAGAAAUUUUGGAAAAGUAUGGUCUGCAGAAACCAAUCUCAUUUGUAAAAAAUACCCAGUCAAAUCCAGAGGAAGCACGUUUACUUAUGGUGCGGUUAACAAGACAUGUUGGGCGCAAGAACCCACCUGUAAGUGAGACUGAAUGGAGAGGCUUGCUGCAUGACCUGUUGCAAAUGCAAAUGACAGUCUACAAAUGCCUGGACUUGGAUGCCUGUUAUGGGAUAUUUACCGAGAGCCUAUUGUGUUCCAGUCGUUUGGAGAAUAUCCGCUUAGCUGGACAAAUGAUGCAUUGCAGCAGUGUGUCUGUUGACCCUCCCAUUAAUGCUGCUUACAGAAGCAAGAUACAAUCCAAGGUUAACUAUGAGAAAAGCCUCAAAUUGGUUCUUGCUGCUGCCAGAGAGUAUUUUGAUUCAUCGGCCACUUUGACUGAUAGUUGCAUGGAUUUAGCCAGAUGCUGCUUACAGCUUAUCACUGACUGCCCUGCAGUCAUUCAAGAAGAGUUGGACUUCAUCAGUGCUCUCAGUCUGCUGGAGGAAUAUAGUGUGAAGAUUUUGCCGAUGCAAGUGCGUUUGUGCUCAGAAAGACUCAAGCUCAUAAAAGAGUGUAUUUCUCAGUGUCCAACAGCUUACAAGCAGUCAAAAAAGCUCCUGAGGCUUGCAGAUUUGUUGAGAGUAGGAGGGCAUGAUAAAGCAGAGCGGAAAGGGCAAGUAUUGGUUCUUCUGGCUGAGCAGGCCCUUGGUUACCAAGAUUUUAAAGUUGCCAGUAUCCACUGCCGAGAACUUAUGUCUGCAGGGUACAGUGCUGGUUGGCAGGUGUGCAGCAAACUGGGGGAGUCAGAUGGCUAUUAUGACCUUGCCAUGCGUCAGGAAUUAAUGGCCUUUGCACGCACUUACUGUCCUCCCAAUGUUAUCCAGUCGCUCUUGGCUGUCAGCAGCUCACUUCAGUCACAGAUUUUGUAUCAGGCUGUGAAUUACCAGAUUCAACCAUCAGAUAGCACUGAGUUUGUGAACUUGACAGGCCAUGAUCAGCAGAUGAAGACGAAAACUUCAACUAAUUCAUCGACUGAUCUCUUGCAACGAACAACUGCUAAAACAAUGGAGGUUCUCAGCAAUACUUCUGUGACAACAAAGGCAGUUCUGCAUGCUGUCAGUGAUGCACAGUGGUGGAAGAAGUCCCUCAGUUACCUGCGACCUUUGCAUGAUGUGUCACACACAGCUAUGUUGCAGAGGACAACUGGUUUAAAUGGAGACUUGGAAAAGCAAGGUUGUCAUCCUUUCUAUGAUAUCGUUAUUGAUGAUUCCUUCAUUGACAAAAAUGAGGUAAAUUAUGCGUGUUACCAGCACAAUGCUCCAGUGAACUUUGCUGAAGUUUUGCUGAGAGCUGGCAAAUUGUCUGAAACCAGGAGUGAAGGGGGAAAUCUUUUUCCUGCCACUGAAGUCCUUUUGCAACUGGCCAGUGAUGCUUUACCGAAGGAUAUGACCUUAGCUCUAGCGUAUCUUCUGGCUUUGCCUCAGGUUGUAGAUGCUACCAAGUGUUUUGAGAAGCUGCCUCAUUCAGCUUUAUCUCUACAAUUUGCUGGCUAUUAUUACGCUUUACAGAUUUAUGUCCGCAUAAGUCCAUGCUUUAAGGACAAGUGUCAUCCAUUAUACAAGGCUGAUCCCAAAGAGGUGAUUAAAAUGGUCACAAGGCAUGUGACUGAAAAUGCAGACAACAGUUGGUCAGAAGAAGUACAGACAUUAAUUCAUCAUUUUAACUACUACAAUCAAUUGUUGACUGAUUUCACACAAGCUCAAACACUUAAAGGACUCGGCAAAGGUGUGGAUGUGCAGCGAUUUGCAACAGAUAGCCAAUACAAAAGGGAGACAAUUCUAGGUUUAGCAGAAACAUUGGAAGAAAAUGUGUAUAAGAUCUCUCUAUCAUUGGCUCAGCGUUACAAUAUCCCCCUCUGGGAACUUUACAUGACACAUUUGGAAUUCCUUUUCACAGAUAGUGGGCUUUCAACUACAGAAAUUGAAAGUCGAGUCUUGACUCUUAACCUUUUUGAUGUAUUGAAAAGCAAGCCAGAAGCAUUUCAUGAGCACAUGACAAAGUAUGUUUACCCGGGGAUUGAUGGUAUGGAUCACAUCCGAUUGCUUUAUUAUUUCACUCUACUGGAAAGUUGUGGCUGUGCUGAAUUGAUGAAACAACCCAUCAAACCAGACACUCAUGUAAAGUUGCUGAAAAAACUCAAGGUCAUUGCUCCAGACCUUAAUUAUAAGAAGCUGACAGAUGGAAACACUGAUCCUUUGGAAUCAUUAGAACCGGUUCUCACUAGCCAGAAUGUCUUAUCAAUUUCCAAACUAGCUUCCAAAAUUCCUGGGAAAGAUGCUAUAAUGCUCUCUCCAAAUCUCAUCUAUGCUACAUGGCUUUGUAAGCUUUUUUGGAUUGGAGAUUUCCAGCUUAUUAAAACACCACCACAGACAGUAACCGAAUGGUUGCAUGCAUAUGAUACAUGUGCAAAGUACUUUGACAGGCUUUCUCCUGCGAAUAUUAUUGAAUUUGUGGAUGACAUCACCUUCUCUGCUAAUGCUGUAAACAAGCUGAAUGUUGAAACUAGGUUGGAGAUUACUAAAAGAGCGAUGAUAACAAUCAAACAGAUCAGUGAGAAGCGGCAGAAAAAGUCUUUGGAAGGCAACAUCCCACCUGCAUUUAAUUCCCAGGGCAGCAAUGAAGAGGCUUUGACUCAUCUACAGCAAUCGCUAGCUCAUCUAGAAACGCUCAACCACAGUUUUGUACACUCCCUGAAGGCCAGCAACCAGAGCUUAUUCCAAAAGUACUAUCAUUUGUAUGACCUUUCAAGAUCUGAGAGCACUAAGCUGUAUGAUCUGGCAGUUACUAUGGUUCUUGAUGGACAGUCUCUUGAUAUGAUGCAGCAGUUGUUGCUGGUUGCCGUGGAGUCUCAAGAUAUAUCACCGAAAGCUGUUGUACAAGAUGCUGUGCAGAAGGUUAUAAAUUUGCUAAGCACAAGUGUUCCAUCAGAAAAGGAUCCACUUCAGGUUCUUGAAGGUAUUGUCAAAUCUGUGCACUCCAGUGUUUUAAAUGGGGACAACCUCGUGUUUUCAGAUGACCUCUUAGCAUGGCUGAGACCUUUCUGUGGCGAUGCAGAUUUGCCUGUAAAACCCCGAAUUGAUGUUUUGCAAAUUCUUGAACAGGCAUUUCCGCUUAAUGAUGAGGAUAGCAAGCUGCUUGUGCUCUUCAGAACACAGGCUGUUCUGAAGGCAUGCUGGCCAGAUAGACAGGUUAACAUGAGUGAUAUUGAAAGUGAAGGAAACCGUUUUCAGCUCUUCAUGGAAUUGCUCGAAGCCAGUAACGAAGGGACUGAAUUUCAGCAUUUAGUUUUGCUUCUUCAGGCUUGGCCACCCAUGGACAGCAAAGGCAUAUUAAGUGAGAAGGAUAAUGCUUGGAUUAAGCUCGUCACUGCCAUGUUGGGAAAAUGCAAUCCUGAACACAAAAUUACCAUUGGUAAUGAAAUACUUGGCAUCUGCCGGUCUCUUUACUUGACAAAGCACAAACUACCAGUUCAGUAUGUGAAACAAAUAUAUAUUCUGCUUCUGGAUGAAUCCAUCCUACUGUCAGCAUUGAAACUUGGAAUAGAAACUGAUAGCGAUGAGCUGCAGACACUGGCAAUGGAACGGUUAAGAUCCGUCCCUCAGAUUGAUGCUUCCAGUUGUGAUUCCGAAUUGCUUUCCCUGCUGCUAGACAAGAAAUUGGUGGUUGAUUGCAUCUCUACUGUUUUCUACCCUCACCUUAUAAAACAUCUUUUGGCCAAUCACAAGGAGGGACAGUGGAGUGUUGAUGAUAUCGCAGAACAGUUGAAUCAAGCAGGUUAUGCUGCAGAAGGUGGAUCUCUAAUUAUGUCCCACAGAGCUGUACAUCCAUCCUUAUGUACAUUUAGCGCUGCAUUAAAUGUUGCAAAGAGGUGGUUAUGAAAGUAUUUUGCCACCACAAAGUAUAUUUAAUUAAGUUCCUCAAAAGUGAAGUUGCAUAGAGGGCACAGAUGGACCUUUAAGUUUCAGCUGGAUACUGGGUAGAAACUGACAUGUCUGUAACUGCUGCCUGGAGAUUAUCUUCUGGAAUUUGAUCCACAAAAUCAGUGUGAUUGUCUCAGCAAUCUUUCAAUUGUGCAUUUUUCUUGAAUUCAGAAACCUAUCAAUUAAUAACAAUUAACAAGUGCUUAUUAAUAUUAUCACCGGGUACGGUGCACUUCCAGGAUUGUAGAUGUGAGAUACUGUAUUAAAAUUUUCAAACAAAAUUGCU